Vicia faba (fava bean) is the source of this 408-nucleotide messenger RNA. NCBI's taxonomy places the organism in Eukaryota, Viridiplantae, Streptophyta, Magnoliopsida, Fabales, Fabaceae. The record is from the annotation of a GenBank genome assembly.
AUGAAAAUUUGCUCCGCCGUACCGGAGGCGGUGGAGCUUCAUCUUUCUUCAAAUUCUUUCACUCAUCUUCUUCGUCUUCGCCUCUUCUUUCCAUUUCUUGCCUCUAAUUCCUCAAAUCAUGCCCAAAGGAUAGACCAACCUGCGAAGCCGAGAUUUGCUUCGGUGUUCGUUGCAAGUAUUAAAGAUGAGUACGAAGCUUUCGAGAAAACUAAAGGAUCUCGAUUUUUGCAGAUUCGUGAUGUUGUUUUUGAAGUAAUGAACGAAGAUGUCGUGAUGAUGAUGACGCUUGCAUAUUCCGAAAGCAGAGAUGAAGAUGGAAGAUUGUUGACGGUGAUGAAGCAGAAUGAUGAUGAUGAUGAUGAUGAUGAUUGUUGCAGAUUGUUGAGGGCUCUUGAAGGUGGAAGAUGA